This is a messenger RNA of Anguilla rostrata (American eel), 3711 nucleotides long. It is a transcript of the gene gabrg1, whose product is annotated as gamma-aminobutyric acid type A receptor subunit gamma1. The transcript has 9 exons. Gene Ontology annotation, biological process: synaptic transmission, GABAergic; chloride transmembrane transport; nervous system process. Gene Ontology annotation, molecular function: GABA-A receptor activity; GABA-gated chloride ion channel activity; inhibitory extracellular ligand-gated monoatomic ion channel activity. Lineage: Eukaryota; Metazoa; Chordata; Actinopteri; Anguilliformes; Anguillidae. Gene Ontology annotation, cellular component: dendrite membrane; plasma membrane; synapse. The record is from RefSeq and is a predicted model, not a curated record. Bases 98 to 1507 code for a protein of 469 amino acids.
GCUCCCCGCUGAAUAACACUAAAACAGUUGAAGAAGUAGAAAGGGAAUAUAUUUGCGUGGUAUCCUUUUCCAGACCCACAUUUCCCAAUCAUUUUCAAUGAACAUGAACGGUGGGGAUUUCGCGCUCGGUUCGGAGGUUCGGCCGCAUCGUGCCGGAGGAAAAGUGCUGGUUGUUUGCCUGCUUCUGGGUUGCCUACGAGUCUGUGAGACGUUUGGCCCGAACAAAUUGGAGGAGGAAGACUACGAAGACGUCCCCAUAAAUAAAACGUGGGUUUUGUCACCCAAGGUCUACGAGAGCGACGUCACCUUGAUCCUGAAUAAGCUGCUGUUGGGAUAUGACAACAAACUGCGGCCUGACAUUGGAGUGAGGCCAACCGUUAUCGAGACGGCGGUGUACGUCAACAGCAUCGGACCCGUCGACCCCAUAAAUAUGGAGUACACCAUCGACAUCUUCUUCGCUCAGACGUGGUACGACAGCCGUCUGAAGUUUAACAGCACCAUGAAGCUGCUGAUGCUCAACAGCAACAUGGUGGGCAAGAUCUGGAUCCCGGACACCUUCUUCCGGAACUCCCGGAAGUCCGACGCCCACUGGAUCACCACGCCCAACCGGCUGCUGAGGCUCUGGAGCAACGGGCGGGUGAUGUACACGCUGAGGUUGACAAUUAAUGCGGAGUGCUACCUUAAGCUGCAUAACUUUCCUAUGGACGAGCACUCUUGCCCCCUGGAGUUUUCCAGCUAUGGCUACCCCAAGAAUGAGAUUCAGUACCGCUGGCAACGGCGAUCGGUGGAGGUGGCGGACCAGCGAUACUGGAGACUGUACCAGUUUGCCUUUGUGGGGCUGAGGAACACUUCAGAUGUGGCCCAUACCCAAUCAGGAGAGUAUGUCAUCAUGACUAUCUUUUUUGACCUGAGUCGGCGGAUGGGGUACUUCACCAUUCAAACCUACAUCCCCUGCAGCAUGAUCGUGGUGCUGUCCUGGGUCUCCUUCUGGAUCAACAAGGAUGCCGUUCCAGCCAGAACGUCCUUAGGUAUCACCACGGUGCUCACCAUGACGACCCUCAGCACCAUCUCCAGGAAGUCCCUGCCCAAGGUGUCGUACGUGACCGCCAUGGACCUGUUCGUGUCCGUCUGCUUCAUCUUCACCUUCGCCGCGCUGAUGGAGUACGGAACGCUGCACUACUUCACCAGCAACCGCCAGGCGAAGAAGGCCAAAGCCAGCGACGCGCAGCAGAAAUCAGCUGUGGUGAACAUCCGGCCGGGGGCGUCGCUGCUGCAGAUGAACAACGUCGCCCCCUACCAGGAGGACGAGGACUACGCCUACGAGUGCCUGGACGGGAAGGACUGCGCCAGCUUCUUCUGCUGCUUCGACGACUGCCGCUCGGGGGCGUGGCGGGAGAACAGGAUGCACGUGCGCGUGUCCAAGAUCGACUCGUACGCCCGGAUAUUCUUCCCCACCGCCUUCGGCCUCUUCAACCUGGUCUACUGGGUGGGCUACCUCUACCUGUAAAAAACAAAACAAAAAAAAAAAACUAACGAAACAAACAAAAAAGACGAAAACAAACAAAAAAAAAAAUGUAGCAUAAAUAAAAAAAAUUAUUUAACGUUUUUUUUAAAAAUUAUCUUAGAGAUGUGUAGGAUUUAGAAUAACUUGCUUGUGUAUACUACGCCUCUGGUUUUUGGGAGAACAGGGAUACAGAUUGGGGGGAGGUUAUGGGGUAGGGUGCAUAAUUUAAAAUGAGCCAGCAAGCUGCGAAUAGAAUUGCUUCUUUAGACAAAUAUAUUCCAACGAGUAGGGAAUGAAGCUGCAUGUUCAGAGGGGAGCAUUUUGGCAGCGUGGUUUAAAGUCUUUAGGCAAUACCACAGGUGUGUACAGGAGCGAUGUGGCUUUGCAUUCUGAGCUUCCUAAAAGUUCUUGAUUACAGGUGACCUUAUCCAGCACACGCCUGUAGAUUUUGAACGCGACUCUUAAUCGAGUUCUCUAGCCUGAUUAGAAAACAAAACGUUUGUCCAUUCCUUGGAUGGGCUAAAUUAAGUGCUCAGAGUUAACUCUUAGGCUUGUAUGAACAAGCCUGCUGUGUGGACCUUAUCAUAAUUAAUUCAAUUAAUAACUGAACAGUCUCUUUUAUUCAGUUUUGAAGGGAUAUGCGCCUGUGAUAUAUUUAAGAAUUAACACUUGCACAGUGGGAUCACCUCUGCAGUUAGAGCCCACUCUGUCAGUUUUUGGCUCAGAUGUAGGCAUAAGAAAAUGCCAUUUUCCCCAUGAAGUUGUAUGCAUGUAAACUGGAUCCAAGUUUUGGGCCAGGAUGACGCUACAGAAAUAAUAUAGUUGACAGUUUUGUGUGUGUAAAUUUAUAUGAAUUUAAAUGACUUAGUUACUAUAAAUGAUACAGUUGAACAGUUGAAUCUAGUCGUAUCAUAGGGCAGCAGCCUUAGCACUAAUUUUCAUGUCUAACUGCUUGAAGCUAAGCAGGGGUGGGCUUGGUCAGUAUUUGAAUGGAAGAUGCUUAAGAGUUGUUGGUGGACCAGUAGAGGGUAUUCUUCCUUUUUGGGCCAAAUAUAAAAUCCAAUGCACUAGCACAGUGAUGGGGGCACUGUGCUGUAGAUGGUUCCAUCCUUACGAUGAGAUGUUAAACUUUAGGUAUUAUAAUUGGAGCAUCUGGUCACCUCAACAUCCCCAACAUCCCAUUGGCUACACGAUCCCUUGUAUUCCCUGCUCACUGUGAUUUCCCAGGUGACAUCAUUACAAGAGAACCCAGUUCUCAGUUGACUUACCUGGUUAAAUAUUUAAAUAAAUUUAAAUGCAAAACCCUUUUUGUUUUUUUACAAGCAGCUGAUGAAACGUCGCCCUCAUUUGCAGAACAGGAAGAAAAGCUUAUACCCUCAAUGCGCUGACAAGCUCCAAGAAUCAUGGCGCUGUCAGCUGAACUAAUAAUAAAUAAAAAACAUCCUGGUCCAAGUGUCAUCAUGAUAGAGAAUGUAGAUUUAUAACCAAUAUCCUGGCUUUCUUUUCCUGGAAGGACAAUUGCAGAGAAGUGUAUAUGUCUGCAUGUGAAAGUGAUAUACUGUAGGACACAAUAUCCGGAUGUACUAGGCUGUGAAAGGGCCAAAAUGACCUUGCUGCACGUUGCAGAUUUCACAUUGGGUUUCAUUUAGUUUUCCCCUAAUUUAGCACUGUGAUCAUAUUGAUGUCAUGAAAUGAAUUUGAUUCAUAACAUUUAUUGCAAAAAAAAUGGGCUGUUAAAAAAAAAAAAAAAAAUAGAAAAAAGAUGCUUUAAACACUGUCAGAUUGAGCCAUUAUUUCACCACCUUGUGGUGGUGACUCAUUUCGUUAUGAAGACUAAAGGCAAAAAAAAAGUGCCCAAAAAAAAGUUACAUUCAUUCAUCAUUCAAGUCCUAGGUUUGGAUGUUAAGCAUAGCAAUAAUUAUACUUUUUCUUUUCUUUUCUUUAAUUUUUUUUUAAACCAUGAAUCAGGUUCUUGCCACAUUGUAUAGUGCUAAGACAUAUCCCUUAUGUAUCCCGCUGUCUGUAACUCUGACUCUGAGGUCCUCAUCUCUGAGUCUGUAACUCUAACCCUGAGGUUCAUAUCAGUGGUUCCAUUUUAUCUCUAGUGUAUAGGAAGUAGGAUGCAGGAUUCAAAUGCUCGACCCAAAUUGCAAUUGUAAUUUCUAUACUGUGCGUACGACAUCAGCAAGUGUUGUCCAACUUAUCUU